CUAUUUGACAAGUAUCCACACUUGCGAGUACCUACUGAGUUCAUCUUGCUAAAGCAAGGGAAGACUUUAGAUAAACAUUGCAUGAAACGCGAAAAAGGUAGCUUGAUUAAUAAGGCUCCACCUUGUACUAAGGAGGAUUUACAGUCUUUAGUCCGUUACGUGUACAGCACAGCACGCGUGCACGCCGACUACCAAGACUCAGCACUCGCGUGCUUAUGUGGCACUGCUUUGGCCGAUCUUCGGACCUAG
Phytophthora sojae is the source of this 249-nucleotide messenger RNA. RefSeq lists its product as hypothetical. NCBI's taxonomy places the organism in Eukaryota, Oomycota, Peronosporomycetes, Peronosporales, Peronosporaceae. The record is from RefSeq and is a predicted model, not a curated record. The annotation marks the transcript as partial. The transcript has a single exon.